UUGGAAAUAGGCUUGGUUAUCAUUAUGGAUUUGGAUUGGAUUUAGCAGACGCCUUUGUCCAAAUAUACAGGUGGACAUUAUCAGGUGUUGUAUUAAAUUCUUUGAAAGCAUCAAACCUGAGUGGUUUUACUCAGGAUGGAUGACCUAUUGGCUGGAAGUGAGCCACAUGGUAAACUUCCACUAAAGCCACCACUGUGGGAAAGCAUUGGAGAUGGUGGCAGUAGCAUGGUCCCAACUUUGGCACUCAUGGAGAUGGCUGUAGCUGUUAACUGUCCCACAAGGAAUGAAAAUGAGCCAUUAGACUUGGUUAUGCUGCAGAGGAUGGUAGCUGAGAGUGAUGUCCGUGCUAAGUACUGGAGCACAGUAACAAUGGAUUUAAUCAAUACUUGCACUAAAGUCAUGCAGUCAGCCAACCGUGACAGGCAGUGGUUUGUCCAUAUGGUUCAGCAAAUCGAGAAAACCAUGAGAACUGCGGUUCACCUGCAGGAUGAUAGGAAGUCCCACAGCCAGGAAGCACAUAAUAUUUGUUGUCCAUCUAUUUUGAGGAUAAGUUCAGACAAGGAGACUGAAGCUGAUGACGAGAGAUAUGGUCUCAGGGCACUCGUGGAAGACUGCAGGUCUUGUCUGGGCAGUCUGGAGCGAGUAGUGAUGCAGUUUACAGAGAAAGUGGAGAUAGCUCUGAACAUUCGUCAUAAGGAUAAGGAGGUGCCGCUUUGUCAUUACUUUAGAGAGGAGAGCAGUUCAUCUCAGGCAUCACUAGGAAUGUGUUCAUCUGUGGGCAGUACCAUAGAGAGAUGUGCAAGCAUCCAUGACACCCGUCACAUAGGACAGUACAAAGAUGCUGCCGUACAGCAAGCCACUGCUAUACCUGACAGCAAAUUUGAGAUGAUGGAGCGUGGGGUUUUGCCUGAUUCUCAACUGUGCCCACCAGCCGUGAUGAGGUAUGAGCAGCGAUGUGAAAUGAUCACAGAGACUGAGAACAGCAAGCAACAUCUUCAGCAUACUGGUAGAGACAUUGUGGAAGACAAUGUUUGCAAACACCUUAAGGUUACUGAGAGCCUCAAAUCUGAGGUUGAGGAGGUAGUAGAGGCCAAGCUGAUGUCAUCAGAUGUUCUAUUGCUCACACCAACCAUACAGCCACACAAUAACCUGAUUGGGACCAAGGCUGAUGUGGUGGAUGGUGCUGAUGAUGGCCUUGAGCUGCUAAAGUCUCCAGCUGUUCAUGAGAACGUGGGAGAAGGAACUUCAGAAGCUCUACAGCUUUUGCCUGAUCCUGAAGACUUUAUACCUACUGCAGAAAUGCAGGCCACUGCUACACCUGACAGCAUUUAUGAGAUGACUGAGGUAGUAGUGUUGCCUGAUUCUCAACUGGGUCCUCCAGCUGUUCCCCCACACAAUAAUCUGAUUGGGACAAACUCUGAUGUGGUGGAUGGUGCUGAUGAUGGCCUUGUGCUUAAGUCUCCAGUUGUUCAUGAGAACAUGAGAGAAGAGACAUCAAAGGCUCCACAGCAACUGCAGCCUACUGGAACUGCCGCUGACCAGAGCAUUAAAAUAAGUCUAAAGGUGACAGGUCAUGAGCUGAAAGUGAAUUACAGGCAGACCUCACAGCCAUCUCCUAACAAUCGUCAAGUUAAAGUGCAAAACCUGGUGCACUCUGUGGUCAAGGAAUUAUGGGAGAUGUAUGACCUUGAAGAAGGCCCAAAGGUUCUAUCAGGACUACCCAAGCCAUCUCCAUCUGAAAUUUUUAUACAAAGUUUAACUUGCGCACAACAUCUCAAGAUGACUACCAGGCGCAAUUACAGCAAGCAUGUAUAUGAACUCUGCUGGGAGAUCCUUAUGGAUAUCUAUCCCAACGAGUCUGAAACAAAACCUGCUUGGUACAAGCCACGACCUAAGUUUGAUAUGAGCAAGAUCAAAUCAUUGCGUGAUGUUCAGGACUACAUAACAAAAAAAGUCUUCAGACUGUGUGGAAUGCCGACUCCAAAACAUAUGGAAAAGACCCAGUUUCACAUUGAGAAUGAAAUUACUAAGUCUAUAACCCUAUAUUGAUCAUUUCAUUGAGAAAAAUGAAGAUCCUCAUCAAAGUGAGGAUCUGGUUGGAUAAUCCACAUCUAAUAGCCUAUAUUUUUUCACAUCUUAAAUAAAUAUUUUCACCAUU
This is a messenger RNA of Alosa sapidissima (American shad), 2158 nucleotides long. RefSeq lists its product as uncharacterized. The record is from RefSeq and is a predicted model, not a curated record. Lineage: Eukaryota; Metazoa; Chordata; Actinopteri; Clupeiformes; Clupeidae. The transcript is spliced from 16 exons. Bases 136 to 2049 code for a protein of 637 amino acids.